Messenger RNA from Cooperia oncophora, 1584 nucleotides. The record is from the annotation of a GenBank genome assembly. NCBI's taxonomy places the organism in Eukaryota, Metazoa, Nematoda, Chromadorea, Rhabditida, Trichostrongylidae.
AUGUCACUGAACAGGUCACCUGCUAACGAUACAACCAGUAUCAAGGGUUCUUCUAGUAACGUGCCGUUCUACCCAGGUGGUUUUGACAGCGCCUUUGGCAAUGUGAUGGCCUUCACCGGAAUCGAAGAGAACGUUGAAUGCGAUGAAAACGAGUUUUUCCGUCGCGAAAAUCUGCUCUCAUGCGCCCCCGGAAUGAAGAGAGGGUUGGAACUUGUUUUACCUACGACCUCUGAAGAUACCAAAGAACCAACAGCAGAUAACCUAGUGAAAGAUGGGGUUAUCGAUUUUGAUUCCACUGAUUUGUUCGACCUUAUGGACUUCGUUGGUGGAGGUGCGCCUCUGAUAGUACCUGCAGAGACUCCUGUCGUGAAGGAGGAAAAGAGCAUCGAUAAGGCAGAGGUUACGGUCGAGUCAAAAGAACAAGAUUCUCCCAUAUUGGAGGACGUCCAGGCAGCUCUCGAGAAGGAAUUGCCGAAGCCAGCUGUGAUAUUUUCACCUCCUGAACGUUAUGCUUAUGCGAAACAGCUCGAUCCUGAAUCUUGCCAUGCGGAGUACAAGUCUUUGAAGCAGAAUAUGGCUAAAAAGUAUCCCUUCGAGCUGGAUGCGUUCCAGCAGGCUGCAGUUGUUUGCAUGGAGAAAGGAGAAUCAGUUUUUGUUGCCGCUCAUACUUCAGCUGGUAAAACCGUAGUGGCUGAGUAUGCAGUAGGCUUUGUGCGAACACCACAAGACUCGAUUCACUAUUCUCCUCGAGGUUCUGAACUUACUAAUGACCACCCAAAAACUGAAUUCUCUAAUUCUCUCCUUUGUAUAAUUGUUGACUCUCAUUUUAGGGCCAUUUACACCUCGCCGAUAAAGGCACUAUCAAAUCAGAAAUUUCGAGAUUUCAAGAUGAUGUUCACCGAUGUCGGUCUCGUUACUGGUGAUAUCCAAUUGUUCCCUGAAGCCUUCUGUCUCAUAAUGACCACGGAAAUUUUGAGAUCUAUCUCUACUAUGCGUUCUGAGUUUUUCGCGACCUGGACGAAGGUGGUGUUCGAGAAGUUCAUGGACAUCAACAUGCCUGAGAGAGGGCAUGUAUGGGAAGAGGUGCUCAUAAUGCUACCAUCUCAUGUGAAGAUCGUAAUGCUCUCUGCUACCGUACCAAACUGUAUUGAGUUUGCGGAUUGGGUUGGGCGUAUUAAAAAUCGAAAGAUCAAUGUAGUGUCGACUUUAAAACGUCCGGUUCCUUUGGAACAUUACCUCUAUACGGGACAGGACGGUAAAACGAAGAAAGAUCUGUUUAAAAUAGUUGAUAUGAACGGAAACUGGCAGGAAGUGGGAUAUAGGAAAGCAGCGGAUGCAAAGGCCAACAAGCGGGACGCGGCUUCUAACCAAGGCAGACCAGGUGGCUCUGAUCGCGGAGAUGGCUCUAAUCGAGGGCGCGGCGGACAAGCUCGUGGAGGGCAUAGCGGGAACACCGGUGGUGGUUUCAGUGGGAAACCAACCGGCAAAAACGACAAGAAUGUGUACAUAAGUCUUAUUGACUUCCUUCGCACUAAUGAACAACUGCCAAUGGUCGUUUUCGUGUUUUCUAGGAAAAGGUACUGA